Messenger RNA from Apus apus (common swift), 5229 nucleotides. It is a transcript of the gene CADM3, whose product is annotated as cell adhesion molecule 3. Gene Ontology annotation, cellular component: presynaptic membrane. The transcript has 11 exons. The record is from RefSeq and is a predicted model, not a curated record. Lineage: Eukaryota; Metazoa; Chordata; Aves; Apodiformes; Apodidae. Gene Ontology annotation, biological process: homophilic cell-cell adhesion. Bases 61 to 1425 code for a protein of 454 amino acids.
AGCAGCGUCGCGCCUGCAGCCGUCGUCGCUUCGGUGCUGCGGAGGGCCCCUACCGGCACUAUGCUGCCCUCCGCCCUCGGCCUCCUGCUGCUCCUCGCCUGCUUCGGCGCCGCCCGGGGAAACCUCUCCCGCGACGAGAGCCAGCCCACGACAUCAGAUGAGACUGUGGUGGCCGGUGGUACAGUGGUGCUCAAGUGCCAGGUGGAGGAUCCCGAUGACUCCUCACUGCAGUGGUCCAACCCUGCCCAGCAGACACUCUACUUUGGGGAGAAACGAGCACUGCGAGAUAACAGGAUCCAGCUGGAGAGGUCCACACCCAACGAGCUGACCAUCAGCAUCAGUGAUGUGGUACUGUCAGAUGAGGGGGAAUACACCUGCUCUAUCUUCACCAUGCCUGUGAGGACUGCAAAGGCCCUGGUCACUGUGCUGGGAAUCCCCCAAAAACCCCAAAUCUUUGGCCAUGAGCAGCCUAUUGAUGAAGAGAAGAUAGCCCGGCUGACCUGCCGAUCCUCUGGCAGCAAGCCAGCUGCCCAGCUCCGGUGGAAGAAGGGCAAUAAGGAGCUGAAGGACGAGGGCACUGAAGUGGUGGAGGACCCCAAUGGAAAGACCUUCACUGUGAGCAGUCGAGUGGAGUUCCGUGUCACCAAGGAGGACAACGAAGCUGAGGUGACCUGCACUGUGGAUCAUGAGUCCCUGCAGAACUCCGAGAGGUCCACCACGCAGAAGCUGCAGGUUCACUACAAGCCAACAGCGAAGAUCGAGCCGCAUCCCCAGUACCCACGGGAAGGCGAGAAGCUCCAGCUGCAAUGUGACGGGCAGGGCAACCCCAUCCCCCAGGAGUUCCUGUGGCAGAAGGAGGGCAGUGACUCACCACUGCAGCUGAGCUCCGACAGCAUCCUUAUCUUCCCCUUCCUCAACAAGAGCGACAGUGGCACCUACGUCUGCACAGCCACCAGCUCCAUGGGCAGCGUCGUGGCCAAGUACAACCUCGAUGUUAGCGAUCUUCCCCAGCUCCCUACCCCAUAUGUUCACUCCACUUCAGUCCCUCCGCCAGGCCCUUCCCAGCCCAUCUCUCAUGCUUCCAUGGCCACCGCUUCAUCCACUCCCAUCCAAGAUGCCAGCCCGGUGCUCUCAACCUCCAGCACAUACCAUGCCGUGAUUGGUGGGGUGGUUGCCGUCAUUGUCUUCCUCCUGCUCAGUCUUCUCAUCGUGUUGGGACACUACCUGAUCAGACACAAAGGUAUGUGCAUAAGACACGGGGAGACGGUCACAUCCAGACAUCGGCAAAACCCAGCAGAGGUGAUGUGCACCUACCUGACCCACGAGGCCAAGGGGUCAGAUGAUGCCCCAGAUGCUGACACUGCCAUCAUCAAUGCAGAGGGCGGCCAAACUGGCGGUGAUGACAAGAAGGAGUAUUUCAUCUAGGGGUGUCGGAGAGAGUGAGAAAUGGAGCCAACAGACCCCAAUGGAAAUGGAAACCAGACCACAAACCCCACUCAACUCAACAGAUUUUUCUCUUGCGCCUGGGACGGGCAGGCAGAUAGAGGGAUGGCAGGACAGAGAGCAGAGAGUGACCAGCCUGAGACAUGAUGUUUCUUCUUGAACUUGUACAAAACGUUAUUACUAUGAACAGUGAAAGCCCUGGCCCUGUUUGCUUGCUUGCACCUCCAUCCCUGCAACUGGCGCUCGCGCAAAACACAGACCAACCAGUGAGUGAGCGACUUUCCUUCUUCAUUUGGACCUUUGCUUUGGUUUUGUGGCUGCUCUUUGCUUUGGGCCCUUGGUUGGGAUGUUGGGCUGGGGUCAAUGUAGCUAUUUCCUUUGUUUCUCACCAUUUUGGUUUCUUUGACAUCCAAGGAUAAAAUCAGCUCCAGGUGCUGGUGCAAGCUUGGGGCAGCUGUGUGGCCCCUCUCUCACGAAUGCUCCCCUGUGCCUCCCAUUGAGUGGCAGGAACCAUGAUCCCAUUGCUCCCCCACAGCCUCAGCAGCAGCGACAGGGAGCGUGGCUAGCAGACAGGAGCGGGAUGCUGAUAGGCAGUGUCCUAAGGUCUUGGCACAUGGCUGGGGUUGAGCAGGGAGGGACCUCAGGCCCCUACCAUGAUUUUAUCCUUGGUGGUUCUUGUCGAACAGUGUCCAUUUGGGAGGAAAGCUGUCCUCGUGUGGUAAAUGUGUGAAAGGGGGGGUGAGCUUCCAGGGUGGGAACUGCUGAAGCCCCCAGAGAACUGGAGCUGCAAGGCACUGCAGCUCCCUGGUCCCACCCGAGUGGCAGGGGGGAGGGCAGAGGCCUGGGGGUGAAUCCAGAGAAAAAACCCGAACUUUACAAAUCCUUAGAUUGGAAAUGUCAAAACCAUCUAUUGAGAUGUUCAGUGCAGGAAGCCACCUGUGCUGGGAGUGCAGGGCAGAACCAGGAGAGCUGGUGGUUCUGCAGCCAUCGCCACUUCCCUUCUCACCACGCUGUCUCUGUGGCCUGUUGGGCCUCUGGAAAGACAGUUUAGAGCCUGAGGCUUAAACCAGAGCUGACAUAGCUUGUGGCACCACAGGAGGUGAGCUGGAGAUGGCCUGCUUCCCCAGCGCAGGCACUGCAGAGCAGCAUAAGGCCUAGGAUUCCUCUGGCAAAGGAGAUGUGCAGAGAGGCGCUCCACCAGGGUUUGCUUCUUGGAACUGUCUGUCCCCCUACCCCCCCAGCAGUUUACCAGGGCAGGUGUGAGCUUGGAGCAGGCCGUUUCUUUCUUGGCUCCAAGAGCUGCAGCCAACCACGGCCGAUGUGGCUGGGUUUAGUAUCUUGGUAGUUUGAGGGUUUCCAAGGAGGCUUGCUUGAACUUGCCCUACCUCCUACCUAUUUCACUGUCUCUUCCAAGACAAAACCAAGAAGCUUUCCCAAGCUCUCUGACACGUUCCCAGGGUUCACAUGGCCCACCCAACCACAUCCACAGGAUGGGGCUGUAGGGGACUACACACUCCAGCAUCUGCAGGACACCCCAUGCCCCCCAGUGAGCCAGGUCCCAUCCCUUGCCCUUGGGAUGAGGUGGUCUGGACACAGAGGGUUUGCAGCAGCCACCCUUUGGCUGAGCACCCCUUCAAUUUUGGGUUGUAGGAGGAGAGCCCUUGGAGGUGAGAGCUUAUGUCUUCUGCUGUGGGGCACCAGGUGCCUGUGGGGCAGGUAGUGUCACUCCCAUUCAGAUCCUGCAAGCACAUGGCACAAGAAGGAUGCUGGCAGGGCAAGCAGGACUGGAAGGGGGCUGAGGCCAAGCAGACAAGGAGACGCAUGGCUCAGUGGCAGGCACAGGAUGUGAAUGAGUGAUGCAUUUGUGGCACGUGCACAGACAUGACUAGGUUGACCAUGGCUAUAUCGUGUCAGGAGCAUGUGGGCAGAAGGGUGUUAGCACCUGGAGAGAGAAGUGCAUGAAGCCUUUGUUGUACAUGGCAAAGAAAACCUGUGGUUGUUCUUCCCAUCUCUUUGGAGGAGGAUUUUGGCCUGAAGUCCCAGAAGUAGCUCUGAGCUUAUUUUGAGGGAUGCAGCUGUUGCUGCCAGAGGUAACGCUGCAGAUAUUGAUGCUGUUAACUACUCCACGGCACACUGAGCACAUGUGAAUGUGUGACCUGAUGCUUUGCUGAAGAUCUCUAACAUCUACUAGUGAAUAGAUGUAAUUCCUUCAAAUAAAAAUGCAAGGACAAGUUUUCAACUACAAUGUAAUGUCAUUGUAAGUCUACAUGCUGUAGAUGGUUACAGAGAGAGCCCCAACCUGGGGGUCUGGGAGGGUUGGGGGUUAACUGGUCCCUAGGGAAAGAGAAGUGGCAAUAGAGGUCAGGGAGGUUUGUGUGCCUCUGAGGUAGUGUGGCCAUGGCCACUUUCUCCCUAACACUCCUGCUCCAGAGCUGCUUUUUGGGCUGGUGCCAGUGGUCACCACUUUACCCUGGUGAGGGAAGUCAGGGUUUGGCCUUUUUGAGAUGUUGCAUGGUGUUGGAAGUGGAAGGAUAGGGCAUGGGCAAGGCACUGGGACAGGAGCUGCUGCCUGUGGCAGACAUCGGCAAAGGAUGGGCCAAGUGUCACCCCCAGGUGGACCUGUUGUCCUGCUACAGCCACCACUAGAGGCUGAGUUAUGACCCUAGGCACCACAGGUCCUGGAAGUGGUGGGAGCUUAGCCAUGAGGCUGUGUUGGCAAGCAAGAGCCAAAGGGCUUUGGUAGAUGCAGGGGGGAUGUAGACCCCAUGUCAUGUGUGAGAGAUGGCAUAUACCAAGUCACAUGUAAGAAGAGGGAAAUGCUGCAGAAUGAGCACGAGGGUGAUGGAGACACUGUCAUGAGGCUGCAAUGGGGCAUGUCAAGGUGUGGGAGGGUGCGAUGAUGGUGCACCUGUGUUGCCCAGGGGAAGUGUGAUGGGACACACCAUGUCAUGAAUAUGAUGGAGAAAUGACUUUGUGAGUCCAUGUUACGGGUGUGAAGAGGAACAGGUACACAGCCAGGAGUAGGGCCAUGAUAGAUGUUGGUUGUGAGCGGCACCACAUGUGUUGGGGUGAUGGGUGCACACUGCUGUGCCUGGUGCUGCCCUGUGCUGGGUCAGGACUGUUGAGGAAGGUUGGCUACACCAUGUCAUAAGGACAAAGGGUGAUCUGGGUUGUGUGAAGGGGUGAGAAGCUACAUUUUUAUGCUAGUGUGGGGGUGACCUGAGGGACAUACUGUCAUGGAAGAGAGGACACCAGGCUCGUGUCCCUCCCUGCUAGCACCAGCAAAGCUGGGCACUGUCAUUCUGUGGCUGGGAGAGCCCAGGGCACUAGCCACUGCCUCGGGACUGUCAGGGGGUCUUUACUGGCCAUGUGGGCAGGGGACCUCCAGUCUCAUAUCCACCCUGUGCCACCACAGUCACCCAUGCUAGGCCCAGCACACCUGAACUGGGACACUGCUAGGGCCAGCAUAGGGGCAGUGAGGAGAUUUCAGGACCCUGUGGCCUGUUUAUGGCCAGGCCUGUUCACUCCCACUUGCCAGCCCUGACAAAGUUCUGGCCACUUCCCAGCGGCAAUGAACUCUCAAUAGACAUGAAAGCCAUAUUUGUAGGGAGCUCUGGAGAUGCCGAGGGGCAACAGUGGGGCAGGGCAGAGGAUGGUCUGUGUUGUGCUGUGUUCUUGUAUGUACAUAAAAGGGAGACAACGAAUGUUGAUGUGACUUUAUAACCUUUCUAAUAUCCUGUGCUAAUCUCAGAAAAUAAUCCUAUAAAUAUAUCUGGAUUACACACA